AUGUCUUCCAACGAGGAUGACUCCUUCGCGGAGACCUACCGAUCGUACAAGAUCUCCACCGACUACUUCUUGAACUGGCUUUGGUCCCAGCAUGAAGGCCUCGUUCCGAAGCCGGCCAGUGUCCCAAGAACCACGAAGGGCAUGCUGACGGCUGCGAAAGCUCUGUCGCAGACGUUGAAGAAGAACAAGCACAGCGUCCCAGCCUCCGUCAUCAGCUCACUCCGCAACGCCAUCUCGAAGCGUCGGGAAGCUCUUGCCACUUACGAGGAACUGGGUGCCGAUGAUGUCAAUCAUGGAGUGUUCAUCCAAAGGCUUCAGCAGACCUUGUCAAUCCUGACUCCUUUCAUGGCCACAUCCCUUGCUCCAGCUGCUGUGGCUAUCAACACCGACAAGGACUACACUACCAACGCGUUUGCUUCACUCGCCACUCUCGCCGACGAACUUGAUAGUGAUAGCCUCGACCCUAAGCCGACCAUCUCCGAGCCCGCCUCUCUGCCGGCCCAAGGUCCUCAUGCUAUCGUGGCACCGUUUGAGUUUAUGCUCGAGGACGAUGAACUCAGUGAGCGUGUGGAAAUAAUGGCCAUAGUUCAACAUCUGGAAAAUGUCAAGUCUCGGGUGAAACAAUAUUGGACCGACGCUGCCAAGGGAAUACUUCCGAUUCCAUUUGCCUCGUGGCUCACCAGCUUGAUCUUUCGGCAGCUUCAGAAGCAGUUCGAAGGCAAAUACCUUGGCUCAAGCCGCUGCUUCGAAAACCAUUGCAGACGGGCACACAAAUUCUUCACCGACCACCCCAAGCUCGCAGCCGGUUUCGGGAUUUCUGACAUGUCCGGUGCAAUCAACUUCUGCGACAUUUCGAACGCUCUCAACAAUCACCACAGCAUGUCGAAGUUCUGUGAAGAUCUUGCGAACAAGCUGAAGGUGAAGCUGGUUACGCACCAUGAACUCAUGUCACAUGACCCGUCUCUUCUCCUUCCGCUGAGAGGCCCACCAACCGAGAUGCCGAAGCCUGAUCGUGAUGAACCGCUCCAGAUAGAGGCUGUCGUUGAGAUAUUCAAGAACAUCAAGAGAGAUGUCAUUCAAAGACGCGCAAUCUCGGGUUUAGAAAGUUAUGAUCAGGUCCUUGACUGUCCCUCUGAGCGCAUUCUGCCCCUGGCUCUGGAAAAUAUCUCCGAACCCCACAAUCUCGCAUCUCUGGAGCUGGCUCUCGGCAUGGACAUACUUCUUUCUAGCUACGAGGCAUUCUUGUGGGCGGAAGGCAAGAGAAACAGGCAGAACUGCCGUUUACAGGCACUUUUGUUGGCAAAGGGCAUGCAGAAAAGCAUCCUUUCGUCCAUCGGCAGCUUGAGGAAGCUAGCUUGUGAUAUAAGCGUCUACAGCACGCUUAUGGUUUUCCAGAAGGAGCUUUAUGACAUGCUGGAUACAUACCUACGCGAGAAAGCAUUUGACCUCUAUCAUCAGGCUCCUUGGACUGCAGGAGGUCACAUGCUGUAG
Messenger RNA from Colletotrichum aenigma, 1491 nucleotides. RefSeq lists its product as uncharacterized. Bases 1 to 1491 code for a protein of 496 amino acids. The transcript has 3 exons. The record is from RefSeq and is a predicted model, not a curated record. NCBI's taxonomy places the organism in Eukaryota, Fungi, Ascomycota, Sordariomycetes, Glomerellales, Glomerellaceae.